Molecule: messenger RNA, 1875 nt
Organism: Lynx canadensis (Canada lynx)
Lineage: Eukaryota; Metazoa; Chordata; Mammalia; Carnivora; Felidae
Gene: SLC16A4
Product: solute carrier family 16 member 4
Exons: 8
Coding region: 358-1875 (505 amino acids)
Biological process (GO): transmembrane transport; monocarboxylic acid transport
Molecular function (GO): monocarboxylic acid transmembrane transporter activity
Source: RefSeq, a predicted model, not a curated record
UGUGACCAUGGAAUAAACAGGGAUAAGGAGAUAUUACAGUCCGGCAGACUUGGUAGGUAACUAAGGGCACAUGCCAAGAGAACUGUCAAAGCCAUCUGGGCUUGCCAGGUGAAGCUAGGCAGCAGGCCUCUAGAAAGAUCUCCAAAGAUGGUACAAAGUCCUGUUUGCAUUUUUGAGGCUGAGAUCAGGGAAUGUACACACAAUUUAGAAAUGAGGACAUCACCCGCCUUUAAAGGGGAGGGCUAAAAGAAAUUACAAGUGGUUCUGUAUCACGGAGAAAAAUAAAGUUUACAAGUUUAGAUCAGUUUCUUGUCAACUGAAUCAACUGCCUUGGAUUUGUCACAGAGACCGACCAUCAUGCAGCGGAGGGCAGGGAAGGCCCGGCCUUACACUAAAGCCCUGGAUGGAGGUUGGGGAUGGAUGGUUGUAUUUCAUUUCUUCCUGGUAAAUGUGUUUGUGAUGGGAAUGACCAAGACGUUUGCAAUUUUCUUUGUGGUUUUCCAAGAAGAAUUUGAAAGCAGCUCAAGGCAAACUGGCUGGAUUGGAUCCAUCAUGUCAUCAAUUAUUUAUUCUGCAGGACCUCUGGUUGCCAUGAUUUGUGACAUAAUCGGAGAGAAGACUGCCUCCAUUCUUGGGGCUCUCCUUGUUACUGGUGGAUAUCUGAUCAGCAGCUGGGCCACUAGCAUUCCCUUUCUUUGUGUGACUAUGGGACUUUUACCUGGUUUGGGUGCUGCUUUCUUGUACCAAACAGCUGCUGUGGUAACUACCAAAUACUUCAAAAAACGACUGGCUCUUUCUACAGCUAUUGCCCGUUCUGGGAUGGGACUCACAUUUCUCUUAGCACCUUUUACAAAAGUCCUGAUAGAUCUGUAUGACUGGACAGGUGCCCUUAUACUACUUGGAGCACUUACACUGAAUUUGGUGCCUUCCAGUAUGCUCUUAAGACCCAUCCAUAUUGCAAGCGAGAACAAUUCUGAUGUUAAAAAUAGAGGUAGCCGCUUGUCUACAAGUAACCCAGGGGCAGUGUGUGAGACAGAAACGUCAUCCUGCAAUGAGACACAAGAGGUCACCACCAUCAGGGACAGUGCUAUGCAGAAGGCUGGACAACCUGGUCCAAGUUUAAUAGUGUCACAAAAUAAAAGCAAAGAGUUCAACAAUGGGCCUGAUGGAAACAGUGUGUUCCUAGUAACUAAUGAAGAUAGUUAUGAGAAAGAGGCUAUUUCACGGAGCUGUAAGCAAAACUUCUUUGACAUUUCCCUUUUUAAAAAUCCCUUCUUCUACAUAUUUACCUGGUCUUUCCUCCUCAGUCAGUUGGCAUAUUUCAUCCCUACUUUUCACCUGGUAGCCAGAGCCAAAACACUGGGGAUUGACUUCAUGGAUGCCACCUUCCUCGUUUCGGUAGCUGGCAUCACUGAGACAGUCAGUCAAAUAGUCUCCGGAUGGGUUGCUGAUCAAGACUGGAUCAAGAAGUAUCAUUACCACAAGUCUUACCUCAUCCUCUGCGGUUUCACUAACCUGCUUGCUCCUCUGGCCACCACAUUUCCACUACUUAUGACCUAUGCCAUCUUCUUUGCCGUUUUUGCUGGUGGUUACCUGGCAACGGUACUUCCUGUACUGGUUGAUCUGUCUGGGAGUUCUAGAAUACACAGGUUCCUGGGACUUGCCACUUUCUUUGCUGGGAUGGCUGUCCUUUCUGGACCACCUAUAGCAGGCUGGUUAUAUGAUUACACCCAGACCUACACUGGCUCCUUCUACUUCUCUGGCACAUGUUAUCUCCUCUCUUCGGUCUCCUUUUUCUUUGUACCCUUGGCUGAGAGGUGGAAAAAACAGAGCCUGACCAGGAAGAGAAAGGACUGCAAUGAAGCGAGAGCUUAA